CUGGUUUGCUCCCCCAUCCAUCCUCUCGCCGUCCUCCCAGCCAGCGACUUUGCCAGGUGCCUUCUCCCUUCUGCUUCGAUCAAGCCACCAUGGUCGCCACAACCCCACGAACCCUCUACGACAAGAUCUUCGAGAGCCACGUCGUCGAUCGCCUUGAUGACGGCACUUGCCUCAUCUACAUCGAUCGCCACCUCGUUCACGAGGUCACCUCGCCUCAAGCCUUCGAGGGCCUGCGAACUGCCAAACGCCAGGUCCGCCGCCCGGAUUGCACCCUUGCUACCGUCGACCACAACAUCCCCACCACCGACCGCUCGUCGUUCACCAACAUCAACGCCUUCAUCAAAGAAGCCGAUUCCCGAACCCAGUGCGCUACCCUCGAGGAGAACGUCAAGUCCUUUGGACUCACCUACUUUGGCAUGGACGACAAGCGACAGGGUAUUGUCCACGUCAUCGGCCCCGAGCAGGGCUUUACCCUGCCCGGCACCACCAUCGUCUGUGGCGACUCGCACACUUCCACCCACGGCGCCUUUGGUGCCCUGGCCUUUGGUAUCGGCACCUCUGAGGUCGAGCACGUCCUGGCCACCCAGACCAUUCUCCAGAAAAAGUCCAAGAACAUGCGUAUCUACUACUCGGGCCACCUCUCUGAAGGCGUGACUUCCAAGGACCUGAUCCUCCACACCAUUGGCCUCAUCGGUACCGCUGGUGGCACGGGCUCCGUCAUCGAGUUCUGCGGCCCGGCCAUCGAGGCCCUCUCGAUGGAGGCCCGCAUGUCCGUCUGCAACAUGGCCAUCGAGGGCGGUGCCCGCGCCGGCAUGAUCGCCGCCGACGACAUCACCUUCGAAUACCUGAAGAACCGCCCCUUGGCUCCCAAGGAUGCCGAGUGGGAUCGCGCCGUUGCCUACUGGCGAUCCCUCAAGUCGGACGAGGGCGCUGCCUACGACAUCGACAUCACCGUCAAUGCCGCCGACAUCCCCCCGACCGUCACCUGGGGAACCUCGCCUCAGGAUGUGGCCCCCAUCACCGGCACGGUCCCGGAUCCUCAGAACGAGACCGAUCCCAUCAAGAAGGCCAGCAUCGAGCGCGCCCUCAACUACAUGGGCCUGGUUCCCAACACCAAGCUGACCGAGGUUGCCAUCGACAAGGUCUUCAUCGGCUCCUGCACCAACUCGCGCAUCGAGGAUCUGCGUUCGGCCGCCGCCGUUGCCUACGGCAGAAAGGUCGCCCCGAAUGUCUAUGCCAUGAUCGUCCCUGGCUCUGGCCUGAUCAAGCAGCAGGCCGAAGCCGAGGGUCUGGACCGGAUCUUCAAGAACGCCGGCUUUGACUGGAGAGAAGCCGGCUGCUCCAUGUGCCUUGGCAUGAACCCCGAUCAGCUCAAGCCCCAGGAGCGCUGUGCCUCCACCUCGAACCGCAACUUUGAGGGCCGCCAGGGCCCGGGUGGCAGAACCCACCUUGUCAGCCCCGCCAUGGCUGCGGCUGCCGCCAUUGCCGGCCAUCUUGUUGAUGUGCGCUCUCUGAUCGGCCCCGUUGCCGAGGCCAAGCUCCCUGUGGAGGUCUCGGCGCCGCAAAACUCCAAAGAGUUCCUUGUCCAAGAGGUUGUUCCGGCCCCGGCCUACCAGCUCCAGGACGUGGACGCCAGCCAGGACAGCGGCGCGGUUUCGGGCGGCAUGCCCCAGUUCACGAUCGUCAAGGGUGCUGCUGCUCCCCUCGUCAUGGCCAACGUCGACACGGACAUGAUCAUCCCCAAGCAGUUCCUGAAGACCAUCAAGCGCACGGGCCUGGGUGUCUCGCUCUUUUACGAGAUCCGCUAUGACCCGGCCACCGGCGCCGAGAAGCCCGACUUUGUCCUGAAUCUGCCCCAGUACCGCUCGUCCCGCAUCCUGAUCGCCGGGCCGAACUUUGGCUGCGGCUCUUCACGCGAGCACGCCCCUUGGGCCCUCAACGACUUUGGCAUCCGCUGCAUCAUUGCCCCUAGCUUUGCCGAUAUCUUUUUCAACAACUGCUUCAAGAACGGCAUGCUGCCGAUCCCGGUGAGCCAAUCCGUGGUCGACAUCCUGGCCCAGGAUGCCCAGGACGGCCUUGAGCUCGAAAUCGAUCUGCCCGCCCAAGUGAUCCGCCGCGCGAACGGCGAGACGAUCGCCUUCGAGGUCGACGCAUUCCGCAAGCACUGCCUGGUCAACGGAUUCGACGACAUUGGCCUGACCCUGCAGAAGAAGGACCUCAUCUCGACCUUCGAGCAGCGUCGCUCGACGGAGUGGCCCUGGCUCGAUGGAAUGGGAUACCGCGAGUCCAAGCAGGGCGGCGCCGUCAAGGUGCAGCCCGUGGGCCAGGCCAAGAAGGCCACUCUGGACUGGUAGACGGGCGACGUAAU
Molecule: messenger RNA, 2368 nt
Organism: Polychytrium aggregatum
Lineage: Eukaryota; Fungi; Chytridiomycota; Chytridiomycetes; Polychytriales
Product: 3-isopropylmalate dehydratase
Exons: 3
Coding region: 90-2354 (754 amino acids)
Biological process (GO): L-leucine biosynthetic process
Cellular component (GO): 3-isopropylmalate dehydratase complex
Molecular function (GO): 3-isopropylmalate dehydratase activity; 4 iron, 4 sulfur cluster binding
Source: RefSeq, a predicted model, not a curated record